AUGGCGUCAUCAAGAUCAACAACACAGCGUCUCCUGAAAGAAUUGCAAGAAUACGCCAGCAAUCCAAAUGAAGCUCUGCUUCAUCUGGGACCCAUCAAUGACGAUGAUUUGCUUCACUGGGAGGCCGUUUUAAAAGGUGUCAACGGCACGCCAUAUGAAGGCGGCCUCUGGCAACUGCAUAUCGAAGUCCCACCCACCUACCCACUCGCGCCACCCAAAAUCCGCUUCAAAACACGCAUUUCGCAUCCUAACAUCUCGUUCAAAACGGGCGAAAUCUGCCUGACGCUACUCACAUCCGAACAUUGGACUCCCGUGUAUAAAAUAUCAACCACGCUGUCGGCAAUUCACCAGUUAUUGACUGAUCCGCGCCCGGACUCGCCGUUGAAUGUGGAUGUGGCAGCGCUUCUGCGUGAUGGUGAUAUUGCCGGCUGGGAGAGUAUUGUGAGAUAUUGGACAGAGGAAGAGCGGUGGCAGGGACCGGGAAACAACGCCAAGCCUGCUGCGCGAUGA
Messenger RNA from Talaromyces atroroseus, 510 nucleotides. RefSeq lists its product as hypothetical. NCBI's taxonomy places the organism in Eukaryota, Fungi, Ascomycota, Eurotiomycetes, Eurotiales, Trichocomaceae. The record is from RefSeq and is a predicted model, not a curated record. The transcript has 2 exons. Bases 1 to 510 code for a protein of 169 amino acids.